Molecule: messenger RNA, 696 nt
Organism: Arabidopsis thaliana (thale cress)
Lineage: Eukaryota; Viridiplantae; Streptophyta; Magnoliopsida; Brassicales; Brassicaceae
Product: Chalcone-flavanone isomerase family protein
Exons: 4
Coding region: 172-696 (174 amino acids)
Biological process (GO): flavonoid biosynthetic process
Molecular function (GO): chalcone isomerase activity; intramolecular lyase activity
Source: RefSeq, marked reviewed
AUGCCGCUGCCUUCCGUGACGCCACUCCACGUCGACGCAUUUACUUUUCCUCCGGCUGUUGAGUCGCCCGCUUCCCACAAAAGACUUUUCCUCGGUGGUGCAGGGAUAUGAUGGUUUGAUAUUAAAGGCAAGUUCGUGAUUGUGACGGUCAUCGGAGUCUACCUUGAAGCCAUGGCACUGCCGUCAAUCUCCGCUAAGUGGAAAGGCAAGAAUGCAAAGGAGUUGACGGAAUCCGUCCCUUUCUUCCGCCAACUCGUCACAGGUGAGUUUGAGAAAUUGGCAAGGGUGACGAUGAAAAAGAGGUUAACGGGGAUACAAUACUCGGAGAAAGUAGUAGAAAACUGUGAGGAGAUCAUGAAAGCGUCAGGGAAAUACACAAGAUCCGAAGCCAAAGCCAUUGACCAAUUCUUGAUGGUCUUCAAAAACCAAGAUUUCCCUCCCGGCUCUUCAAUCAUCUUCGCUAUCUGUCCUAAAGGCUCUCUCACAAUUGCAUUUUCGAAAGAGGAGAGAGUCCCGAAAACUGGAAAAGCGGUUAUCAAGAAUAAGUUGUUGGGUGAGGCAGUUCUUGAGUCGAUGAUAGGGAAGAAUGGUGUAUCCCCUGCGACAAGGAAGAGCCUCGCUGAGAGAUUAUCUAAGCUGAUGAACAAAAAAGACCCGUACAACGAAGCUAACGUCAACGUUGCUACAAAAAAUUGA